UGGGGCCAAACGGGGCUAAAAAUAAAAAAAUCCACGCAAGUUCGGCCAACGUCUUCUCUUGGUACCUCUCGUGUAUACGUCUUCCUUCUCAUUUUAUACACUUCUUUCUUGAUUGAAAGUUACCCAUCAGUCCCAUACAGUCGGUACACAAUGAGAAAAUGAGUGAAGCUGAUAUACUUGUCUCAGAUCUGAAUUUUGAAUAACGAAAAGGUGUAACAAUAAAACUACUGAAGGACUGGUUCAAGAUUACAAUUUAGAGCAUGGCUUUAGGAAAAUACUCUAGAGUUGAUGGUAGGAAAUCAUCAUCAGGCUAUUGCUCAAUGGUCACAAUAGCGGUUUUUGUAGUACUUUGCUUAGUUGGGGUAUGGAUGAUGACAUCAUCGUCCGUGGUUCCUGUUUGGAGCUCGGAUGUUUCUACGGAGAACAAGAAUGAGGUGGGAACACAUGUGAGUGAGAGCAACGAAGAUAACAACAACCGUGGUACGAGCAAUGAUAGUGUUAACAAUGCAAGUGAUGAUAGUAGUUCCAGUGAUGAUGGCAAGACAAAGCAAUUUGAGGAUAACCCGGGUGACUUGCCUGAGGAUGCAACCAAAGGGGACAGUAAUGCUGGUUUGAUUCAGGAGGAGAAAAACGAUAAAUCUGAAGAGACAGAAAAAACCUUGGAGGAAAAUCCCGUAGAGAAGUCUAAGGAUGAAAAGAAAGAAUACAUAGAAGAAAGGAAGGAAGAUGAAGAAGAAAAGAAUGGAGGAGAAGCUAAGGAAGAUGGGGAAUUGCAGAAGGAGAAUAAAGACUCUGAAACUGGAGAGACAAAUGAAAGUAAUUCUGAUGACAAUGAGAAGAAAUCAGGAGAAAGUUCAAGUGACGUGAAGGAUGGGGAUAAGGGAGAUGGUCAAACAGAGGAGAAAGUGGAAGAAGAGAAGGAUAAGGAAACUGAUCAAGUUACUGGUGAGAAAAAGGAUCAGUCCAAUGAAGACUUUCCUUCUGGGGCUCAAUCAGAUCUUUUGAAGGAAACAACCACUCAAAAUGGAGCCUUUUCAACUCAGGCAGCAGAGUCAAAGAAUGAGAAAGAAGCCCAAGAAUCCUCCCAGUUAGAGAAAGAAAGUGGUUACAGUUGGAAACUUUGCAAUACCACUGCAGGGACUGAUUACAUUCCUUGCCUGGACAAUUUGAAAGCAAUUAAAAAGCUUCCAUCAACUAAGCAUUAUGAACAUCGGGAGAGGCACUGUCCUGAGAGUCCUCCCACCUGCCUUGUUCCAGUUCCUGAAGGAUACCAACGCCCUGUUGAAUGGCCUAGGAGUAGGGAAAAGAUAUGGUAUCAUAAUGUUCCUCAUACAAAGCUUGCAGAAGUUAAAGGACACCAAAAUUGGGUUAAAGUUAGCGGUGAAUACCUUACGUUCCCUGGUGGUGGAACUCAGUUUAAGCAUGGUGCCCUUCAUUAUAUUGAUUUCAUACAGCAGUCUGUUCCUGAAAUUGCCUGGGGAAAACACUCACGUGUUGUGCUGGAUGUUGGAUGUGGCGUUGCUAGCUUUGGAGGCUUCCUCUUUGACAGGGACGUGCUAACCAUGUCAUUGGCUCCAAAAGAUGAACAUGAAGCUCAGGUUCAAUUUGCACUUGAAAGAGGAAUUCCUGGUAUAUCUGCUGUUAUGGGUACAAAGAGACUUCCAUACCCUGGAAGAGUUUUCGAUAUAGUCCACUGUGCACGUUGUAGGGUACCUUGGCACAUUGAAGGAGGUAAACUUCUCUUGGAGCUGAAUCGUUUGCUGCGUCCUGGGGGUUUCUUUGUUUGGUCUGCGACUCCGAUCUACCAGAAACUUGCUGAAGAUGUUGAGAUUUGGGAAGCCAUGAAGAAAUUAACAAAGGCAAUGUGUUGGGAAGUUGUGUCCAUUACCAAGGACAGAGUGAAUGGAGUUGGAAUAGCUGUAUAUCACAAGCCUUCUUCAAACGAGUGCUAUGAGCAAAGAUCACAAAAUGAUCCUCCACUGUGUAAAGACACUGAUGAUCCAGAUGCAGCCUGGAAUGUGCUUUUACAAGCGUGUAUGCACAAACUUCCUGUUGAUUCAUCUGAACGCGGGGCUCAAUGGCCUAAACAGUGGCCUGCGAGGGUGGGGCAAACUCCUUACUGGUUGUCUAGUUCCCAGGUAGGAGUUUAUGGGAAACCUGCUCCAGAAGAUUUUGCUGCAGAUUAUGAACACUGGAAGCGUGUCGUGAGCAAGUCUUAUAUAAAUGGAUUGGGAAUAGACUGGUCUAAUGUGAGGAAUGUCAUGGACAUGCGAGCUGUCUAUGGAGGAUUUGCUGCUGCUCUUAAAGAUAUGAAGUUGUGGGUUAUGAACGUUGUCUCCAUCGAUGCUCCUGAUACUCUACCGAUUAUUUAUGAACGAGGUCUAUUUGGAAUUUAUCAUGACUGGUGUGAAUCGUUCAGUACUUACCCUCGAUCCUAUGAUCUCCUCCAUGCAGACCAUCUCUUUUCGAAGAUUAAGAACAAGUGUAAUUUCAUGGCCUUGGUUGCGGAGGCUGAUCGGAUUUUGAGGCCCGAAGGAAAGCUUAUCGUCCGAGACACAGUUGAGAUCAUUAAUAAACUCGAAAGCCUUCUCAAGUCCAUGCACUGGGACAUUCGCAUGACCUACUCCAAGAAUAAGGAAGGAAUGCUCUGUGCCCAGAAAACCAUGUGGCGCCCUAAAGAGUCGGAGACAAUUUCCCAUGCCAUUGCUUAAUGGACAUGUCAAUUCUUGAGCCUUGCGCGACACCAAUUAGGUAUUUUUUUUGUACUGAUGCCAGUUCGAAAGACGUGGCUGCAUUCUUCCUCAAGGUGUCGGAAAUCAGCAUGUCUCGGAAAAUUUAGUGUAAGUCAAGAAUUUAGUGAUCAUCGAAAAGUUUGUGUCCAUUGCUUCAAAAACAGUGCAGACAUUGUUAAAUAUGUCUAAGAUUUACAAAUCAAAAUUUCAAGAUCUGCCAGCGCGAUGAGUAUUGAAAUUGCAUAGAAUGGUUUUAAAUUUUUUUU
Olea europaea var. sylvestris is the source of this 2998-nucleotide messenger RNA. Its product is annotated as probable methyltransferase PMT26. Gene Ontology annotation, cellular component: cytoplasm; trans-Golgi network; endosome. Gene Ontology annotation, molecular function: methyltransferase activity. NCBI's taxonomy places the organism in Eukaryota, Viridiplantae, Streptophyta, Magnoliopsida, Lamiales, Oleaceae. The record is from RefSeq and is a predicted model, not a curated record. The coding region runs from base 261 to 2711 and encodes 816 amino acids. The transcript is spliced from 9 exons.